Molecule: messenger RNA, 597 nt
Organism: Rhinichthys klamathensis goyatoka
Lineage: Eukaryota; Metazoa; Chordata; Actinopteri; Cypriniformes; Leuciscidae
Exons: 2
Coding region: 1-597 (198 amino acids)
Source: RefSeq, a predicted model, not a curated record
AUGACGACGGAGGGAGGAGCCAUGGAGGGGACAGGGCUGAAGACUCCAGGGGGCCGACUGACGGGGGCGGAGCAGACAGGGACACAGAAGGACACGGUGGAGACAGAGGGAGUGAGGACCAAAGGGGAACUGAGGGGAGUGAGGAGUCCAACAGAGCCGAGGGGACGAGGCGUAGCUAGAGGAGAGGAGUCCAGAGGUGAGGGAAGGCCGACGAGGGACACAAGUGAAUCCGGGGGGACGAGGGAGCCUGGCGGAACUGGGGGACUGAGGGGCCAUGGUGGAGCUGAGGGAGGUAAGAGCCAAGGUGGAACAGAUGGAACGAAGGGCCGAGGUAGAGUCCUGGUUGAGGAGGUUGGAGGCGGAGACCGGGGAUCCACCGACCCUGAAGGCGUUGGUGGCAGGCAGAUCCUCGGCGACUCCACCUCCUCAAGGGUGGAUACAGGAGCAGAGGGGCUGCCAGGCAGUGGUGGAGGAAAGGUAGAGAGGCAGAUGGAAGGAGGUGGGAGAGGGAGGCUGGGUGGGAAUUCAGGCUCGGGAACAGUAGGCUCAGUUUCUGGGAGGCAGACGUGGAGCGCAGGCUUGGAGUGGCUGACGUGA